GUUGUGAUAAACUUAUUAAAUAGAUGGGUUGAAUGAGUUGGUGGUAAUGGUGUCCAAAUCGGGAACCCUCCAGUCAGCCUGUUCCACUCCUGCCCUGCCCACCAGCAGUCGGGAGGCAGAGACGGUGACGGCAGAGCUCCUCACUUAUCGCAACCCCAUUCGCAGCUCAAAUGCCGGACGGGUGGCAACUUUAAGCAAAAGCUACUCUCGAGGCGACCUGCGGGACGAUGAGGAUGAUGACAAUGACGACGCAGAAGAAGGGGUUCUCUUCUACGUUAACAAAACAGGUUUCCCAAUGGCCGACAACAUCUACCAACGCAUGUGGGACUUUGCCUGUCGCAAACACCCUGACGGAAACGACCUCUCCAAACGAUGCCAAUCGGAACAAUUCGCAACUGACGUCACAGUUCCUAAAGAGCCCAAAGUGCAAUCGCUCCGAGCACCCAUUAAAACGAAACUGAAAGCAGUGCAAAGUUACAUGGAUUCACUGGAGUACAACCAUACUGGCACCCAGUUUUUCGACAUCAUCAAAAACAGACCUUUGAUCAGUUUGAUGGAAGUGUGUCGUAAGAUGGUCCAGGAGUCACUGCCAAUUAAAUGCCUGGAAGCAACUGUUUUGGGAAUUUAUCUAACCAAUGGGGUAUCAGGCUUAGAAAGGUUCCCUCUUAGUUUCAAGAGUCGUUUUGGCGGCAGGAGUGCGCGUCAUGUGGUGCUGGGAGUGUACCAUGGGGGAAUGUAUGGAUCCCUGGGAAUGAGCAGAAGAGACACACUAGCGUACAAGAGUCUCCAGUUCGACUCUCUCUCGGCUCUAGUGACCAGCUUUGAAAAGUGUUACGCUGAGAUAGGACACCGAGUGUCUAGACUUGCCAUUGGGGUUCCAGUGACUCACGACAGUCGCAGCUUUGAGACAAUCGUAUGGGGAAAUUUUAUCGUGAACUCGUACUGGAAGAAACCGAAGGAUGAAGUGGGAGUUGAGAUAGACAAGUACGCGAAAGAGAUGAGGACUAAAAUGAGAACCACUCAGACUGUGAGACUACAGCCCACUAUGGGUCAACUGCCAGUUGUCGUCCCGCCAAUAGACUCAAAACUAAUCACAUCAUCCAAUACAUAGCUCCGUACUAAAACCUUUGAAAAUCUUCACUCGUAGCUAAUAAUGACUAAUACUGCCAAGCCAUUUAUAGUUUAGAAUUCCAAAUCGCAGUCUAGCUGUCGGUUAUGGAUAAAAGUGUGUAUGAGCUGUAAAUUUGUAUAAAUUCUGUAAAUAAUGUGAAAUUUUUUUUUUAGCUAA
Molecule: messenger RNA, 1288 nt
Organism: Symsagittifera roscoffensis
Lineage: Eukaryota; Metazoa; Xenacoelomorpha; Acoela; Convolutidae
Product: tubulinyl-Tyr carboxypeptidase 2-like
Exons: 6
Coding region: 47-1111 (354 amino acids)
Biological process (GO): regulation of angiogenesis
Cellular component (GO): cytoplasm
Source: RefSeq, a predicted model, not a curated record